Messenger RNA from Fragaria vesca subsp. vesca, 1417 nucleotides. Its product is annotated as isocitrate dehydrogenase [NAD] regulatory subunit 1, mitochondrial-like. Gene Ontology annotation, biological process: isocitrate metabolic process; tricarboxylic acid cycle. The transcript has 4 exons. Gene Ontology annotation, cellular component: mitochondrion. Gene Ontology annotation, molecular function: isocitrate dehydrogenase (NAD+) activity. The coding region runs from base 69 to 1190 and encodes 373 amino acids. The record is from RefSeq and is a predicted model, not a curated record. Lineage: Eukaryota; Viridiplantae; Streptophyta; Magnoliopsida; Rosales; Rosaceae.
ACCCUUCCGCUCUAAACCCCCAAAGGACACCUCCCCGUCGGACUCGGAAAACCCCAAACCCUAGCCCGAUGGCCCGCCGAGCCCUCCCCAUCCUCAAGCAGCUCUCCCACCGCCCCACUCUCGGAUCCUUCCACCCCAAACCCGACCCGAACACCCGAUCCGUCACCUACAUGCCCCGCCCCGGCGAUGGAACCCCCCGCUGCGUGACUCUCAUCCCCGGCGACGGGAUCGGCCCUCUCGUCACCAACGCCGUCGAGCAGGUCAUGGAGGCGAUGCACGCGCCGGUGUUCUUCGAGCGGUAUGACGUCCACGGCGACAUGAGCCGCAUCCCGCCGGAGGUGAUGGACUCGAUCCGGAAGAACAAGGUCUGCAUAAAAGGCGGGCUGAAGACGCCGGUCGGCGGCGGCGUGAGCUCGCUUAAUAUGCAGCUGAGGAAGGAGCUUGAUUUGUACGCGUCGCUGGUCAAUUGCUUCAACCUUCCUGGACUCCCCACGCGCCACGAGAACGUGGACAUUGUUGUCAUCAGAGAGAACACCGAGGGCGAGUACGCCGGUCUCGAGCACGAGGUCGUUCCCGGCGUCGUGGAGAGCCUCAAGGUGAUCACAAAGUUCUGCUCGGAACGUAUAGCAAAGUAUGCGUUUGAGUAUGCAUACUUGAACAACAGGAAGAAGGUGACUGCCGUUCACAAAGCCAACAUCAUGAAGCUUGCGGAUGGUUUGUUCUUGGAGUCUUGCCGGGAGGUUGCCACAAAGUAUCCGAGUAUCAAGUACAAUGAGAUUAUAGUGGACAAUUGCUGUAUGCAACUUGUUUCAAAGCCUGAGCAGUUUGACGUGAUGGUUACUCCUAAUCUUUAUGGAAAUCUAGUAGCAAAUACAGCAGCUGGUAUUGCUGGAGGCACUGGUGUCAUGCCAGGAGGAAAUGUGGGUGCUGAUCAUGCUGUUUUUGAGCAAGGUGCUUCAGCAGGAAACGUGGGAAAUGAAAAGUUAUGGGAGCAAAAGUCAGCCAAUCCAGUUGCAUUGCUCCUGUCAUCAGCCAUGAUGUUGAGGCAUCUCCAGUUUCCCUCAUUUGCUGACCGUCUAGAAACAGCUGUGAAACGUGUAAUUUCAGAAGGCAAGUACCGUACCAAAGAUCUUGGAGGAGUAAGCACUACCCAAGAGGUGGUUGACGCUGUUAUUUCUAAUCUGGACUGAUUGACUGCUAACUUGUCCAUUGUGUUUAUCUCAGCUAUAUACUUGAUGCAAUUGUUUACCCAGUGUCACACAUGGUUUCGUUUAUAAUGGUUCUUUUACAUCACUAGUAGGUUAUCCUACAUCUGUCAAAAUGCAAUGUUAUUAUUUUUCCCUUUUUGGGAAUGAUUGGAACACAGCCUUAUAGUCAUGCAGUAAUAAAGAUUCAAGUCAUUCAACCUUGAUUUGCU